GAUUUUUUUGCACUUUCAAAAAGAAACACGGAGAAAGAUGUUGAGAUGUGUGGGAUUCUUGGCACCUUUCUAUUAAGAUUUCUCCGCUUACCAUUGACCUAUGAUCUUCCAUAUGAUAUUGUCCACACAACUCACGUCAGCUCCGUGUAUUUAAUUAUAUUGAGUCGACUGUUUCAUGUAAUUUAGAAGCUCGUAACUUUAUUCUCACCUGACGAUUUUUAGGCCAUUUGAGGUUCUUUGAAUUGAGGUUCUUGGCACCAUGAAUUAUGAUUUAACUAGUCAUUGCCUUGUUAUUUAAUAAUGCAAAAUUUCUGCCAUUUCAAAAUCUUGAAUUCACAUAUAUGCACAACAACUUCACAUAAGAAAAUGAGAUGUCGUUAAUUUGAAUUUCCAAAAUUACAUUACGGAGAUUUUACUGUGCUCAAAUGUCAUGGCACCACAGACACGGUAAGUGAUUGUGUGGUAACAUUAUAUCUUAUUCUUCCCUUUUCUUUUGAUAUGCCUCUUGUUUUUCACGCUUUAAUUUGUUUGUGGGAUAUGUCUGUUUGUAAUCGUGUUUUAUGAACAUAUAUUUCCCCCCUCUCUGUUAAAAGCAGGAGAAAUGAACCUUCUAUAUGACUACCCUUAUCAUACCAAAACAGGAAUCGACUGCCAAUUCUGUUAGAUCACCGUGUCCCUGGACCUUUAUUCCCUGAUUUAUUUAAAAGAUUACCCUCUAAUGUCUUACAGGCAGUACUUGCUUCUGACUGUAUCCUGAAUGACGACAGUGCCAUGCUAUAAAAGAGGAGGAAGUCCAGUUGGAUGGAUCCAUGCGCAUCCUUCACAGAGCUGUUUCAUUUCUUCAAUAGUGCACACCCACUGUCCAUAUCAGGUAAUGGCGCCCCAGGGUUUUGUCAUUGUGGUUGCUCCAACAGAUGCAUCAAGGAGCUUUGGAAUAUUUCGACUGAGUGAUCCGGGUGGUGAAAAGGAUGGUUUUCACCCUAACAGAGAUCCGGAAGAUGGUAGCCCCAUUUACGAGCUCUGCUCUACUGUCUACCAAAAUUCCAACUUGAGAUUCGAAAUCAUUGACUUGCGUUGAAGCAAUUAAUACUAUACAGCGCAGCAGUUAUGGCGAUGGUAAUUACUAAUUACUGAAAGGAAGUUGACACUUGGAGUAUCAAAUCACUCCGAUAAUAUAUUGAAUUUGCCUCGUUAAAUAUUGAGAGCUGUGCAUGUGUUUCUGAACUUAACCCCAAGGAUUAUCGAGACGAGACAACUUGUUUAAUAUAUACAAGAAAAAUUUCAAGCAGUCGCAUACAAACGAAUUGAUUUUUAUAUAAAGGAAAAAACUCUGGGGAUGG
This is a messenger RNA of Momordica charantia (bitter melon), 1340 nucleotides long. Its product is annotated as AMSH-like ubiquitin thioesterase 2. The record is from RefSeq and is a predicted model, not a curated record. Lineage: Eukaryota; Viridiplantae; Streptophyta; Magnoliopsida; Cucurbitales; Cucurbitaceae. Gene Ontology annotation, cellular component: membrane; endosome. Gene Ontology annotation, biological process: protein K63-linked deubiquitination.